Messenger RNA from Penicillium pulvis, 1047 nucleotides. Its product is annotated as short-chain dehydrogenase. The coding region runs from base 1 to 1047 and encodes 348 amino acids. The record is from RefSeq and is a predicted model, not a curated record. NCBI's taxonomy places the organism in Eukaryota, Fungi, Ascomycota, Eurotiomycetes, Eurotiales, Aspergillaceae. The transcript has 2 exons.
AUGCUCGCUAAGGUUGUUGCUCCUUCCAAGAUUCAAGAUGAGGGAUAUGGAGCCUUUCAGAAGAAUCUGGCCACAGUCUUCCCUGACAAGGCCGCCCUCACUUCCCCCACUCUCCCGUCACAAGUGGGUCGGGUAGUGAUUAUCACCGGUAGUACAGCGGGCAUAGGCCUAGCUCUCGCGCGAGUUUACUACGAUGCUGGAGCCACAGUCUACAUGGCGGCUCGUAAUGAGACCAAAGCCCAGGCUAAAAUCCAAGACAUCACUACUACAAGCACGUCUAAGACUCCGGGUUCGAUCAAGUAUCUUGCGAUCGAUCUAUCCGAUCUACGUACAAUCAAACCUUUUGUCGCUGCGCUUUUAUCACAAGAAACACGACUUGAUAUCCUGAACAACAACGCCGGUGUUGCUUGUGUACCACCUUCUCAGCGUACCGUGCAGGGCUUGGAGCCUCAUAUGGGCACGAACUGUGUAGGACCUUACCUUCUUACCUCGCUUCUAUCGGGGAUCUUGGUCCAGACAGCAACAGAGCCAGACACCCCGCCCAACAGUGUAAGAGUCAUUUGGUCUAGCAGCCUUCUUGUCGAUACCUCAGCACCAUCAGAAGGGGUUCCGCCGCAAGAUCUUGAAAAUCCCAGUGGUGAUCAUAUUCGAAAUUACACAAUCAGCAAAGCAGGGAACUGGUUCCUCGCUAAUCGCUUUGCGAAGCGAUUUGAUGCAGCAGGUGCAGGUAAAAAGGGUGUCGUGAGUAUAAACGCCAAUCCAGCAACAGUACGCACAGGCAUUUAUGACAAUGCACCGAAGACAGCAGUAUGGCAGACGAUGCCUGUUUUCGCUACUGCUUUGGAUGGCGCUCAUAUCUUAUUAUGGGCUGGUUGCAGCGAGGACAUAAUGGUCCAGGAUGGCGGACGCUAUGUGAUCCCCUUCGGGAAGUGGCAUCCAAACCCGAGAAGGGAUUUGCUGAAUGCGAUAUCCGAGAAUGAGAAUGGUCAGAGUUAUGCGAAGGGACUAGAGGACUGGGCCGAGGAGAUUACACUGGCAUACAAAUGA